Suillus plorans is the source of this 655-nucleotide messenger RNA. RefSeq lists its product as uncharacterized. Bases 1 to 627 code for a protein of 208 amino acids. The transcript has a single exon. Lineage: Eukaryota; Fungi; Basidiomycota; Agaricomycetes; Boletales; Suillaceae. The record is from RefSeq and is a predicted model, not a curated record.
AUGGUCGGUCCUGAGAAGUCUUCUCAGUUGUCGCUGCAGGCGGAGAUAUUGACCCUGAUACUUGACUUAAUCGUCACGUUAUGUACUGAGUCUAUAGGCUUCGUCCGUGACAUCUCAUUGCGCUCUGCGCUGGCCUCAGAGUCUCGGCUUCGUUUCAACACCAAUAUGCGUCCUCUGACCGCAGCUCAUGGAUGGUACAACCCUAACGGCACCUUGCUUAACGGUAUCUCGGCUGUCCUUCUCAUUGUAUCCUACAGCUCGGCCUCACUCGUCGUAUGUAUGAACUUUAUAGUAUGGAUACCAGCAGGUUAUGAUGGUGUUACCAUCACAAGGUUUCCUCCCCUCAUUUUGGGUGUCGCACUCCUCCGCCAGGUGAUGAUCGCAUUGUCAGGGAUGCGGGCUGCCAAAAUAUUGACGUGGAGCUCCUCGCCUUUCGACCCCGCACUUGUCCACCACACGCAAUCGAUCCCCGCUACUUUCUGGUGCAUGUGUCGUGUGUCUGACCUAGACACGUAUGGAGGUCCAGCGAAGCCACUAGAUACACAGCCCUCUGCGUGGCAUGCUCACCCUAGCAUCCGAAAAGUUGACAUUUCUCUUUGGGUCAUCGUUGCAGCAUGCGCUGGAUAGGCUGCGCUCGUCAUGUAUAUCUGGAAUC